Molecule: messenger RNA, 1694 nt
Organism: Neofelis nebulosa (Clouded leopard)
Lineage: Eukaryota; Metazoa; Chordata; Mammalia; Carnivora; Felidae
Gene: PRR15
Product: proline rich 15
Exons: 2
Coding region: 718-1107 (129 amino acids)
Source: RefSeq, a predicted model, not a curated record
GUACGUGACCUGAUCCAAUCUCCUGCCCUGGAGGGCGGGAACGCAAAGUUCCUACCUGCACCUGCGGCAGCUGUGGCCGCCUCCUGGGUUGGUGUUCCCCCCCGCCCCCUUCCCGGGGGUUCUGGUUUCUCGAAUACUUGGCGAAUGACCAGCAGGUGGGCAGACAGAUGUCUUUCCCGUGCAAAGGACCGACGUGUAGGAAGGUUCAGUACACCAGAGUGAGCAGCCGAGGUCCCAUCUCCCGCGGCUGCCGGGGAGUCGCUAGCAGGGAAGAGGGAGGCGCGCGAGAAUGAAAGGCUACUAACCGGGAGAGCCUAUCUGGGUAUUCACCUGGGGCAGUGAGCCUGGCACCUGUUCCGCCGCGGGGCCCUCACGCCGGAGCCAAGCGCGCUGCGAGCCCAGAACUGCCGCCACCGCUGCGCCGAACACAAGUUGGAAGCGCCAGGGGAGACGAGCAGCAGCAAUCGGCUUAGCUGGACUGCAGACAUUUCGGCAGGCACACCUUCCAGAAAAAAAGCCCGACCUCCCCAGGUUGUCCCAAGCGCACCUCCUCCGUUCUCUUGGAGGUGUGGUCGGCUCAGAGUCUUGGGAUCUUCAGAAGCCCGAACAGGCCGCCGCCUAGGCUCCCACCCCGUAGCCUGCUUUCCUGCUGCGGACCGCCGGCCCCACCGGGAAAGAGGGCCCUUCCCCACCUGCCGCGCCCCGCGCCGCCCGGCCAUGGCCGACAGCGGCGGCACGGGCAGCUCUGGGUCCUGGUGGAAAUCGCUAACCAACAGCAGAAAGAAAAGCAAGGAAGCCGCGGCAGGGGCGCAGCCUCCCGCCCAGCCUGCCCCCGGGGAGCCCGCGCCGCCCGCGCCACCCAGCGCCGACUGGACUGGCAGCUCCCGGGAGAAUCAGCACCCCAAUCUCCUUGGGGGCGCCGGCGAGCCCCACAAGCCGGACAAGUUGUGCGGGGAGAAGUCAGGCAGCAGCCGCCGCAAUUUGAAGAUCUCGCGCUCCGGCCGCUUUAAGGAGAAGAGGAAAGUGCGCGCCACUCUGCUCCCCGAAGGAGUCAGGUCCCCUGAGGAGGCGGGCUUCCCUGGUGACCCCCACGACGACAAGCAAUAGCCACAGCGCUGCGGGACUGUCUUUCUCCCCAUCACUCCUCCCUACCCUAGCCCGAGAAUUGCGGCCCGCCCCAGUACCUGGUUCUAAUCCCACCAACUUCUGAGUAUUCACACAAGGCCUCCACGAUUUUAAUUUCCUGGAAAUUGAAGUGUCGGUUAAGUUUUCAAUAUUUCAUGGCUCGAGGAGGCACUGAAUAUGUAUUUGUGGUAAGCGAAGAUACCUGCCACAGAGGAAGUUGGCAUAAUCCUUUUUUUCCCCCAAGAGUGGCCCCUUGUGCCACCUGGGGAGUGAGAAGGGUACUUCUCUGAGUGGGUCACUCAACUGGAACUGCACAGCCCCUCAAACGAGGAAGCAGUGCUCCGAUUCAGGACUCGCUGUUGGAGAGCAAAUCACACUGCUGUUUUUAACGCCAGAGAAAUGCACUUUAGAAGUACUUGUGUAGACUGGUACCUAAGGGAAGGGCUGAGAGGGAGCAGGAAGCAUUCUUAGGUAGAAGCGUUAGAAGUAAGGCAAGGUUGCUUUUAAUGUUGAACUACAAAACUGUACUGCCUGUUUUAGUGUGGACCAUUAAACCUGCUGCACCCUAA